GGUUCGUGAGGAAGCAAAGCGAGAGUGUUUUAGAACGCAAAUAUAUUUGGUGUGUUAAAAAGUGUCUAGUAAUUGUGCUGAGUCGGAGGACAAAGGCGCCAGAAUGGAGGCCAACAGUGAGGGAAGGAACAGGAUAAAGGGAUACACGAGUUUGGUUGGUUCGAUAAACAAUCUGCUGGAGAGCCUCGAUAAGGAUGAAUCAGUCCGGAAUGCCAUAGAGAGCUCCAUCAUUCGCAUUGCUGAUUACAGUCCGAACGAAGUGCUGCAGUCAAUCCAUGACUUCCGGCAGAAGCAGGCGAAGCUGAGCGAGGCGAAUGUGGCGACGAUCCUGCGGAUUGUGGAGCACGUGACGUGCACGAAGCGGGCUCAGCAGUGCCUCACGGAGGUCACGGUGCAGCGGAUAUCGGAGAUGUGCAUUGUGGAGCUGGUGAAGAUGCCGGACAUGUGUCCGGCCGUGCAGAAACCGGCGCUGGAGUCUCUGGUGGCGCUGGGCAGGCGGAACUGCGACGUGGUGAUGGAGAAUCUGAUGCGGCAGAUGCAGCACGGUCAGGUGACGCACUUCAUGGUGCUGCACAGCAUGGGUCAGCUGGCCACGGCGAAUCCCAUGGGCAUUGUAAACUUCCUCAAGCACAUCUUUCGCAUCUUGCUGCCCACAUUGGACACCGUGAAGCAGGAUCACGUGAAGCAGGCGCACGCGUUCGCCAUCGGACGCUUCUGUGAGGCCAUCGCGGAGAGUCACAUUGACGAGUCGCUGCCGUCAGAGCCGGCGGACAUGAAGGAUGAGUUUGCCGUGGAGAUUGGGAUUGCCUAUGAGGUGUUGCUGAACAACUGGCUGAUGACCAGGGAGCCCAAGGUGUGCGCCGACAUCCUCGUGGCGCUGUCGCACAUGUUUCCGCUCAUGGCGCAGGACAAGAUUGUGGAGCAGCUGCAGAAAGUCAUUCCGGCCGUGGUGAAUCUGUACAGAAGAUCACUGGACAGAAUAUCAAUCACGCAGUUUCUGGCGGCGAUCCUGAAGGCCAGCACGAGUCAGUCGUCAGAUCUGCUGAAUCCCGUGGCAUAUUCGCUGUGUGUGAGUCUCUUUGACCUGAUAUGUGUGAAUCCGAACUACGAGAAGCCCCAAACGGUGAAGGGACACAAUGAAGUGCUGCGAUGCUUUGAUCUCCUGGCGCAGAACUACAGUCAUCACAUUCUCGAUAUGCUCCUGAUUCAGCUGCAGAGCAACAACGAGAGGGAGAGAAUCAAGGCGCUGCUGGUGCUGACACACUUGACAAACACCAAAGAUGCUCUCGUGUCGACGAAGAACCGCGAAUUCUGUGACAUCCUGAAGCAGAUGAUUGCCAAUGAGAAGACUGUGAGGAUGAAACUCGUGCUGCUGAAGACAAUCAUUGCCUUCAUACAGAAAUCCUUCACCAAGGAGAAGAUCUUCAUCAGAUUCAUCGUGCGGCAUUGCUGUCCUUACAGUAAAUUCCCAUCUGAGCAAGGAUCCGCUGAGGAGUUCGCAGAAUUCGUGCAGAUUUGCAACAAUUCACUGUUCAUCCUGUCAACUACCAUUGGCACGAUUGACGAUGUGCUGAAGCGAGAGUUGCUCAGUUACUUCAUGCUGCAGGACUACACGUCAGCGUGUGGCACGCUGGCGAAAUCCCUGGCCAGCUUGUUCAGCAAGGAUCCACAGUUGCAGAAGGAAGAGGAAAUUGCUGACAUCAACACUGAGGAUCUGAGCCUGAAGACAUCCAUUCCGAAGGCGGAAAGUGUGUUUGUGAGAUGCCUGGCGCUAAUUGGUGAGGGUGAGGACGUCAAGAGGGCUCAGAAUAUCCUGCUGUUCCUUAAAUCCUACGCCACAAUUGUCAACAAACACUUGCCAAUGCUGUGGAAUGAGAAAAUCCCGGAACUCCAGGCAGUGUUGCAGCGAAAUGGGAAAUUCCAGGACUUUGGCGAGUCUGUGCUGCAAUUUGUCGCUGCGACAAUCAAGGAUGUGGACGAUGUGAACUUCCCGGUGAUGCUGAUUGAUGAGCUGAAGGAGCAAUUGCCACUCUACACUGUGAAUCCCAGUCAAGUGUUGGAGUUCAAGAUUCCCAGUCUGCAGAGCGAAAGGGGGACGAUCCUUCGGGUUCUGGCCACUUGUCUGUGUCACAUUCUGGAUGAGCCUGUUGCUGAGGGGAUUGUGGAUUUGAUUGUGAACGCUGCGAAGCAGGAGAAGCUGGACAAGAGUCUGCAAGAGGGCGAGAUGAAUGCUCUCACGUCAGCAGCGAAGGCUCUCGGAAUCAUCUCGAGGACUUAUCUGCAGCAGGUGCUGAAGAAACUCGACACGCUGAUCCAGGAAGAGGGAAGGAAGAGACAAACAUCGGGAUUCUUCUCCACGCUGAACUUCAUGAAGGAGUCGCAGAAAGAGAGCGACAUCUUCAAGGUGAAAUUGCUCGUGGUGGAGAGUUAUGGCUACAUUGUGACAAAUUGUCCGCCUGAGUGCUUCCUGCAGGAUGUGGAGAAGACCAUUGUGUCAUGUUUGUAUGUGGAAUUGCAGGACGCGAAGGAUGCUUACUUGAAGAAUCGCAUUCUGGACACACUGCUCAGUAUUUGUCAGCAUGUGCUGAACAAUGAUGCAAAUCACAAGUUGAAGCUGAGAAAUGAACUUGUUCAGCAAAUCCUGAAGAUUCCCAUCGACGGAGCGGACAAUUUGCCCUUCCUGCCGAAGAUUCUGCGCCUGGGCACAGCUCUGAUUCGCAUCCAGUCGGAGGUUGAAGUUGAGGAGAGUGAGGAAAUUCACUUUCUGGAGACAAUUUGUGAGAACUUCUUCACGUGCGCGCAGAAGCUGAAGAGUAAAUUUGAGUCACCAGAGGAGGAUGACCGGAACAGCUACUUGGCCAAGUAUCUCAAUGAAUCCCUGCCGGAAUUGAAUGAGUUUGUCCGGGCGAUUCUGGAGCAGAAUCCUUCGCCAGCGUGUCUGGACGAUGUUGUGUCGAUUCUGGAGCGCUGGUCACGCGAUAAGAAUUGUGAGGUGAGAAUUUGCGCUGGACACGUGACGAAUGGCGUGCUGGAAGUGUACAUGAAGACCAUGAAGAUGGGCUGCGAGGCGCCAUCGAAGUUCAAUCAAACGGGACACAUGAUUGGCAAGACUGUGCCACGAUGCAUAGAUUCCAAUGCCACAGUGAGACAGAUUUCUGUGGAUGUGCUGAGGAAGAUUCUGGAGAUUUCGCACAUCUAUGAGACACUGACGCUGCCCGAUGUGGAUAUUCAGUGGGUGAAGGACUUGAUUAAGGUGCGCUCGGAGAUCAUCACGGAUGAUCCCAAUGAGAUCUACAAGUUGGCCAGUGAAAUGGCCAGGAUUGUGGCUGAUCGGCUGCCCAGUUUUCAGCACAUGGCGCUCAGCAGGAGUCUCCUGAUGAGUCUCUCAGAUCCGGAGAAGAGUUCGGCAAUUGGAGCCUCCGUGGUGUUGAAGUUCUUCAUGCAAUUGAAGGGAUCAGAGAUGUUUCACGCAAUCACGACGCUCAUUAAUGAGUGUCUUCAGGCAAUUUGGCAGUGUGAAGUCGAUGGAGUGAAGAUUGGCGUCCUUAAAGCCAUUGUCGCUCUGGCAAAACACCAUCCAAAGCUGGUGUGUGCAGAAAUGCUCGCUCAAUCCUUGCCCUUUGACGCCAAUGUGGCACAAUUCUGGAGGACUUUGUGCACUGAUCAGGAGCUCGCCGGAACGGUGAUAGACAACUUCCUGGCAACACUCUCGUCAUCGUGUCUCUAUGAGCCUGUUGAUCAGUCGAAGAAGGACGAUAGGAACAAAAUAGCCACUGUUCAGCCUUUCGCCAUCAUUUGUGCCCUGAAAGAAAUCCUUCCUUGUGUAGAGAUACAGAAUGACCUGAAGAAGCGUUUUCCCGAACUUUUCGGCAUGUUGUUGACCACUUUGGCCACUUACACGGGAGUUUUGGCUCCGAAUGCGCCCAAUUCCAGUCCGGCGGGCAAAAACAACACAAACAGCAAAGCCUCAAAGUUCGGCUUCAUUCCAAAUAAGGACUCCAUCAAGAGCAAUCCGUGUGAAAUCGUGCUCCUGACCUUCAAGGAGUUUCUGAGGAAUCUGGGCAUGGAGCAAGUGUCUGUAGUGUUCGAUGUGUGUCCACAUUUGGCAUCCAGUGAGGAUCUCGGACACUUUAUUGACGUCGUGCCGCCAAUUGCCAAUGCCCUGGUGAAUGAACUGGGCAUUUCGUCGACGGCAAUGCGCCAAGUCGUGACGGUGCUGAGCAAAUAUAUUCCCAGUCCGUAUGAUCCGCAGAGAAUUGCCGCCAUCGCACUGUAUUCGCAGCUGGUGCCGCACAAGCCGAGCGGUGAGAUAGUCUCGGUGAUUAUUCUGCAUCUCAAUUCAUCACUCAAUGAUCCCAAUCCACUCGUGAGGGGUUGCUGUCUGCGCGGAUUGGGAUUUGUGGCGUCUCUGGCGACUUUCGAUGCGGAAAAGUACUCGGAAAUGACACUCACGGCUCUAAUGAAGGGCUUGGACGAUGCGAAUAGCAGUGAAUUGAUGAACAUUCCAUUGGAGAGCAUUCAGGGACUGUCGCGAAUAAUGGUGGCGAUGCCGUGCAAGAAGAUUGAGAUGUUUCAGAUAUCUCUGGCCAUCAGGAUAAGGCCGUUCUUUGAGAAUAGCACGCUGGAGUUGAGAAAUAGUGCAAUUGGCCUAUUUGGUGAUGUUUGCCAGUCGAAAUUGAAUGCCAUCGAGGGCAAGGGCGCGAGUGUGGAUGAACAGAUGUCCAUUGAGCCGUUCAGAGAGCAGUUGUACUACAAUUUCUGCCCACUUUUGCUGCAUCUAUGCGAGAGUGAGCCGUCAAUUGCCAGGACGUCGAAGGUGACUCUGAAGAAGAUGUGUGCUCUGCUGAAGGCAGCGCCCAAGAUCAACUCAAUGGCACAGAGUCAUCUGCUGGAGCACGGACAGCUGAACUACGAAGUGUUCAUUGAGGACUUUGUGAAGGUGAUUGGCGAGGAGUUGGCUGACAACAUGGCGGACUUCAUUGAAUCCUGUCUGCCGCACUUCAAGAGCCAAUGGCCAGAAGUGAGAGGAAACGCUGCGAUUCUCGUGGGACUUCUGCAUCAAUACAACACAACUAAUCAGCCCAAUAUUGAGCUCAUCACGCAGAAGAUAAGCGCCUUGCUGAAGGACGAAAGUGUGGGUGUGAAGAUCAAGGCCAGCACAGCGCUGGGAUAUCUCUUCGCCGGCCAAUAGAGCCAACUUCAUGCGUUAUUGAGGACUUUUAUUGAAACUUUACAGCUCUACAUGCUUUUCUUUUACCUCCUAUUGAAUGUAUACUUUGUGAUAGUCUCGAGGAUUAAUGAAUAUUUCAUAUAAUUGUGUCUUUAGUGUUGGCUUUUAUUUGGGUAGAGAGGAAGAAGCAUUCAAUAUGCCGUGAAUGGUCAAUAUCUAAUCAUUGGCAUCGUGUAUUUACCGAAGAUCCUUUUGUAUAUGAGAUCCAAUAUUUGCAGAUUGGAUAUCAACAUUAGGUGUCACAUAAAAUUGAUUCUAUAAAUAAUGCCUCCGACCGCUCGGCAUUUAUUGAUUUCCCUCCAACAAAAAUGCCGAGACAGUCUUGGAGGAUUUGAAAAAGGGAUGAUGAAUGAUUGAACAGAUUGUCGCUAUUCUAGAGUGAGAGUAUUUCUGGAUAACCUUCUGACUUCCUCUCCAACAUUAUCAAACAUUCAAGAGACAUUGAUCAAUUUGUGUUGUUUCUUCCCGCUUCUACGCUCAAGAUUCUGCACAGGAAGUAAAUAAGUGUUUGUCGCAGUCAAUCGUGAAUGAGGAAAACAGCGAAUUUUCAUCGAAAACAUCAUAAAAAGUGGCUAAAAUGAA
This is a messenger RNA of Phlebotomus argentipes, 5812 nucleotides long. RefSeq names its product maestro heat-like repeat-containing protein family member 1 (gene c11.1). Gene Ontology annotation, cellular component: cytoplasm. Lineage: Eukaryota; Metazoa; Arthropoda; Insecta; Diptera; Psychodidae. The transcript has 4 exons. Bases 104 to 5191 code for a protein of 1695 amino acids. The record is from RefSeq and is a predicted model, not a curated record.